Lindgomyces ingoldianus is the source of this 1206-nucleotide messenger RNA. RefSeq lists its product as uncharacterized. NCBI's taxonomy places the organism in Eukaryota, Fungi, Ascomycota, Dothideomycetes, Pleosporales, Lindgomycetaceae. The coding region runs from base 16 to 1140 and encodes 374 amino acids. The record is from RefSeq and is a predicted model, not a curated record. The transcript is spliced from 2 exons.
CCCUAACAAAGAGCAAUGGACGAGCCCUCUGCUCAGUUGCAUCUUGAGAUUCGCGAACGCGUCGUACGCGCCCUCGCAACACGUCGACCUCUACUACACCACCUAAACGCCGACACCAGCUGGCUGCUCCAGAUUCCGCGCCCCGCCUCUGCAAUCCGACACGGCAGUCGCAUAUACUACAAUAUCCUCAUCGACCCGUGGUUUGUCGGUGGGCAGUCCGAUGUCGCGCGCUGGUUCUCGCAGCAAUGGCACGCGACAGAGAGCGCUGUGAAAACGGUGGCCGAAGUGGAGGCGCUGGCACAGCAGAUCGAGAUAUUUACGGGCGGCCUGCGACUAGGGAAGGGAAGGGUGACGAAAAAAGAGGCCGCAGCAGACAUUGAAACGUUCAUCGACGCGGUUGCCAUAUCGCAUGAAUUUACCGAUCAUUGCCACAAGGAAACGCUGCUAGAGCUUCAUAAGGAUAUACCUGUCUUCGCGACCGAGAAAGCCGCAAGUUUGAUAUCCAGCUUCAAACACUUCCGUAGCAUAGUCGCCAUUCCUACCUUUACCUCCGACCUGCCAGACUGGCGUUCCUACUCGCUCGCUCCACUCCCCACAUGGCUCUCGAUAUCGCGUCUGACCGCCUCCAACGACGCCCUUUACUACCAUUCCGCCCUCCUUAUAGCUUUCGCCACGCAUCCCUUCCUACCCUCCACGCCUCGCAAACGAACAUCCGCCUCCAUGUUCCCGGACCCGUCUGCUGAAUCCAGCGGUCCCGACGCCGCUGAAUGCGUAAUAUACACUCCUCACGGGAUCCCCCACGCCUCCCUAGUACCGAUUGAACUGGCAGACCCCCCACUACAUACACUAGCCUUUCUGCAUGGGCUCCACGAUGUCUCGAUUGCAGCAGCCCAGCAACUCAAUCUGGGUGCCAAAAACGGCCUUUUGGCUCAAAGGGCACUACGAGCAAAGUACUGGGUCGGAACACAUGAUGAGGUGAAGACGGGCGGUGGCUUAGUAGGCUGGUUCCUACGACGCAAGAUCUGGACUCUGGAAGAUGCGCUGAGGGACGUUAGCCCGGAGGUAAAUGACAAGGAUAUAGAUAUGGAAGACGUCAGGUUUGAAGAAAUAGGCAAUGGGCAGAGUAGAGUUUUAGAGUGAUAGAGCCGGCUGAAUGUGCAUCGCAGUAGAUUAUAUACCCGGUUCGUCAUUGUGAGUACAGCCUGC